Centruroides sculpturatus (bark scorpion) is the source of this 689-nucleotide messenger RNA. Its product is annotated as inner centromere protein-like. The transcript is spliced from 2 exons. Bases 9 to 317 code for a protein of 102 amino acids. Gene Ontology annotation, biological process: positive regulation of protein serine/threonine kinase activity; mitotic cytokinesis; meiotic spindle midzone assembly. Gene Ontology annotation, molecular function: protein serine/threonine kinase activator activity. The record is from RefSeq and is a predicted model, not a curated record. Lineage: Eukaryota; Metazoa; Arthropoda; Arachnida; Scorpiones; Buthidae. Gene Ontology annotation, cellular component: meiotic spindle midzone; chromosome passenger complex; nucleus.
GUUACGAAAUGACACCGGUUAGGAGUCGUUCAUCGAGUGGUUCCGGUGAUCCUGACAAUUAUGAUAUUGCUGACUUAAAAUCGGAUGACGAAACCGAUGAUGAAUGUGCUCCAAGAAAAAAGAUACCAAAUUGGGCUCGAGGUAUGCAACUCCGCGCAUCUCUACUACAGCAACACUGUAAUCCUCCCGAUCUCAAUGCUCUGUUUGGAGUUAUUGGUCGUCCUGAUCUUAAGGAGAUCUUUCCGAUAAAACGAGGAUAUUUUCAGAAAAGAACUAGUUCUGCAGUGUGGCCUUCCCACAGCUUUUUAUCAAAUUGAAUGCAUAAAUGCAAAUAAAAUGUAACUGUGUGUUUUAAUUCCAUUUAUUUCAUGAUUUUUAAGCAAAAUUAUUAGUUAUUUUUACAAUAUAUAUUAUUUCAUAAUUAUGAUUUGAAAUGAAGACCAUAAUCACUUAUAAAAAAUUUUGUUUAAUUUAAUUAAAAGAAGCAUGUAUGGGUCAUAAUUGCUAUUUCUAUUUUAAUUUCUAAUUAACUCUGUUUUGUGAAUUUUGAUUAUAGAAAAGUUCAACCUGCAGAUUUUUGGGUUUACAUUUUUCUAACCCAAAAAUCUUAUAUAUUAUAGUGUCUUAGACUUUUUGCAUUGACUUUUGCAGUAUAUUUAUUAAUUGAGAAAUUGCUUAAUGUAGCAUUA